AUGCUGCAGGGGGUUGCAGGGGAGUUGACCGGGCUACAGUGGUUCAGCGGCAAUGUUAGCGCUGAAGCAACCACCAAGCGGCGAAGGAUAGAUAGCCAAUGGUACAUUAAUUUUUUCUUGCAAGCCUCCUUCGCCUCCUCCACCUCCGUCACCUCCCACCUCCUCGGCACUCUUCACAAGCCACACCCAGCUAGCCUUAUCUUGUCCUUAUCGCCGCAUCCCAUCAAAAGUGACAGACAGCACGAGGACACCGUCGGCCUUUUCAAGCUUCAGCUUCCACCCUUCGACAACCCCAACACCGGUAUUUAUUCAUCGCCGCCCCCCGUCCACUUGCCAAUUGCCUCGACUACCCUUCCCUCAUCCUCUUUUCCCCUGCAUGCUAUCGUUUGCAGCUCUGUGCCCGCUGCCCAGACUGCAUCGCCGCCUCACCGUCCGCCUCAACACUUUUCGAUACCCCUCUUCCUCACCGAUUCGCACAAUGACGAGCAUGGCGCUGCUGGGAGGCCACGGCAAAAAGCACAAGGUGACCGUCGUUGGGUCGGGGGCUCGACCAUUUCCAAAAUCGUCGCCGAAAAUGCCAAGCUCUACAAGGACCUCUUUGAGCCCGAGGUGCAGAUGUGGGUGUUUGAGGAGGACGUUGUGAUCCCGUCCGACUCCAAGCACGCCGCCGCCGCCGGCUCCGAGCCGCAGAAGCUCACCAGCAUCAUCAACCAGUACCACGAAAACGUAAAGUACCUGCCCGGCAUCACGCUCCCCGACAACCUCGUCGCCAACCCCUCGCUGCUCGACGCCGUCCGGGACUCGACCAUUCUCAUCUUCAACCUCCCCCACCAGUUCAUCCACAAUGUCUGCAACCAGCUCAAGGGCCAGAUCGUGCCCUUUGCCCGCGGCGUCAGCUGCAUCAAGGGCGUCAACGUCUCGGCCGACGGCGUCAGCCUCUUUAGCGAGUGGAUCGGCGAGGACCUCGACAUCUACGUCGGCGCCCUGAGCGGCGCCAACAUUGCCAACGAGAUUGCCGCCGAAAAAUGGUCCGAGACGACGAUUGCCUAUGACCCCCCGUCCAUGGACAACUCGCGCGCCCCGACGCCGCGCUCCGCCAGCCCCAGCGUCGGCACCGUCGAUCUCGCCCAGGUCCCCCACAAGGACGCCCGCGGCCGCAAGUCCAAGUCCAAGCUCACCCCCGUCCCCGCCGAGUACCCGCCCCUCGACCACGAAUGCUUGCGCAAGCUCUUCCACCGCCCGUACUUUCACGUCCAGAUGGUCUCGGACGUGGCCGGCGUGUCGCUCGGCGGCGCGCUCAAGAAUGUCGUGGCCCUCGCCGCCGGCUUCGUCGAGGGACGUGGCUGGGGCGACAAUGCCAAGGCAGCCGUCAUGCGCAUCGGCUUGAUGGAGAUGGUGCGCUUCGGCAAGGAGUUCUUUGGCGAGACGGUCCAGACCAGUACCUUUACCGAGACGUCUGCCGGUGUCGCCGACCUCAUCACCUCGUCCUCUGGCGGUCGCAACUUUCGCUGCGCCAGAAUGGCCAUUGAAAAGGGCCUCUCGGUCAGCGAGGUCGAAAAGCAGGAGCUCAAUGGGCAGAAGCUCCAGGGCACGCUUACUUCGUUCGAGGUGCACAGCUUCCUGUCCACGCGCGAUAGGCUCCGCGACUACCCGCUUUUUACCGCCGUCAAUGACAUUCUAGUCGGCAAGGCGCAGGUUGACGACAUUCCCGGCUUGGUGUCCAAGAUUGACCACGACGAGCCACGUCUAUAA
Molecule: messenger RNA, 1752 nt
Organism: Cordyceps militaris CM01
Lineage: Eukaryota; Fungi; Ascomycota; Sordariomycetes; Hypocreales; Cordycipitaceae
Product: glycerol-3-phosphate dehydrogenase
Exons: 3
Coding region: 1-1752 (583 amino acids)
Biological process (GO): carbohydrate metabolic process; glycerol-3-phosphate catabolic process
Cellular component (GO): glycerol-3-phosphate dehydrogenase (FAD) complex; nucleus; cytosol
Molecular function (GO): NAD binding; glycerol-3-phosphate dehydrogenase [NAD(P)+] activity
Source: RefSeq, a predicted model, not a curated record